CUGUAUGAUUUAUAAAGCCAGGACACGGCUCAGUUUGGUGUCUUUGACAACAGCCUGUUGACCUCCACCUCAAUCAGAAAGGAUGAAGUGCAUCUCCCUCUUCCUCGUGCUGUCGCUGGUCGUCCUCAUGGCCGAACCAGGAGACGCUUUUAUUCACCACAUUUUCAAGGGGAUAUUUAAAGUGGGCAAGGCGAUCUACGGGGCCGUCAGACAUGGACGGUGGGGAGAGCAGCAGCAGCAGCAGCAGGACCAGCGGGACCUGCAGGACCAGCAGAACCAGCGGGACCUGCAGGACCAGCAGGACCAGCAGGACCAGCAGGAGCUGCAGGACCAACAGGAGCUGCAGGACCAACAGGACCUGCAGGACCAGCAGGAGCAAGAGGAGAUGGAACAACGCUUUUAUAACCGGAAGCGUGCUGCUGUCAACUAGACCUCCAUCUGAAAGAGCCAUUUUAAAACUUUACUUUAGAUGAACAGAAAUGUUUCUUGCUGUUCAGAAUCAGAAAAAAAAACAACAUGGCGUGACAAGUUUUGGAUAUGUUAACUGAUUAAAGAAGAAAUGUCACUCAUUUUGAAUAAAUCUUCACUGUGAUGCACCAAAA
This is a messenger RNA of Stegastes partitus (bicolor damselfish), 602 nucleotides long. Its product is annotated as dicentracin-like. The record is from RefSeq and is a predicted model, not a curated record. Gene Ontology annotation, biological process: defense response to bacterium. The transcript is spliced from 4 exons. Bases 83 to 430 code for a protein of 115 amino acids. NCBI's taxonomy places the organism in Eukaryota, Metazoa, Chordata, Actinopteri, Pomacentridae.